UUGGCAGCAGUUGCAAAAAUCAAAAUGAGACGAAUUAUAAUAAACAUAGUUUUAAUAAUAAUAUUCCAAGGAAUAUUCACGAGUGCAGCAGUUACUGGAAACGAAACUUAUCAAUUGAGCGAGCAAAUAAAACAAUACUGCGGCACUUAUACAAUCAAUUUUGUUCAGCCUAUGCUAGAUUAUUUUCAAAAUAUGAAGGAGAAAUUACAACAAAGUGAAGCAAAAGACGCAAUCAUCAAAGACUUAAGGGAAAAGUUAGUUUACCAGGAAAUAAAUGGGGCUUUAAUAAAGCAACUGCGAGAUCAGAUCGAACUUCAAAACGGCAUCAUUAAUAAUUUAUCCGCAAAUUCGAGAGUAAUUGAGAAUUAUGGAAGAUGUAAGGACGAAUUAGCCGAAAAAUCCUUAAAGUUGGGACUUUUAGAUACUCGAGGGCAAAAACAAAAUCCUAAUCUGUAUACCGAUGUACAAUCGUUUCAAAUUACGGUAGACAAACUAAAUCAAUUGAAGUCACAAAAUCAGAACUCUAACGAAUCAGAACUUUAUAAAAAUUAUGAUAAAUGCAAGAUCGAAUUAGCUGACAAAACUUACAAGUUGGGGCAAUUAAAUUCUCAGGAACAAAUAAAUUCUAAUGUGUAUAACGAUCUACAAUCGUGUAGAAUCGAGGUAGACAAACUAAAUCAGUCGCAGUCUAAGUCUCAGAAUGAUUUCAAUCAAACUAACAUAUUAACUGCAAAUCUAGAACUUUCUAAAAAUUAUGAUACAUGCAAGAUCGAAUUAGCUGACAAAACUUAUAAGCUAGGACAAUUAAAUUCUCAGGUGCAACAACAGAAUUCUAAUGUGUAUAACGAUCUACAAUCGUGUAAAAAUGAGGUAGACAAACUAAAUCAAUUGCAGUCUGAAAAUGUAGAACUUGCUAAAAAUUCUGUUAAAUGCAACAACGAAUUAGUUGAAAAAACUUAUAAGUUGAGACAAUUAGAUGUUCAAGUUCAACAACUGAAUUCAAAUGCCCAUAAGGGAGAGAAACAAAAUCAAUUGCAAUCUCAGAUUGAUUUAAGACCAACUAAUCAAUUGGCAGCAAAAACAAAAAUUUCUGAAUAUUACGAUCAAUGUAGAGAAGAAUUACAACUUAAAUCGAAUAAUUUAGAGAUUUGCGAGGUUGAAUUAAAGACCCUAAAUUCUGGUCUCAUUGAAAAGAAUAAAUCUCUCUUGAGAUAUAUCACGAAUUUCGAAAAUGUCACUCAAUAUCAGAAAACAAUUGAACUGCAAUUAGAGGAAGCGCAAACUAAAUUACUGAGGACUGAAGUAGAUCAACAGUUUUGUCAAGAUAAAGUUCAGAAAUUAGAAAAGUUAACACAGAAUGAAUUUCCCGCUAGUUGCAUGCCAUUUGAGCAAGAUCCUGGGGUUCAUAAAAUUCAAGUUUCUGGCCUAGAUCCUUUCGAUGUUCUAUGCGAUAGUGAGACAGCUGGACCUGGCUGGACGGUGAUACAACAGCGAGUAGGCGGAAACGAGAACUUCAAUAGGGAUUGGGCCACGUAUCGAAAUGGAUUCGGUUCACUUAAUAGCGAUUUCUUUUUGGGCUUGGAGAAAAUCCAUCAACUAACGAGUUCGCGACGUCACGAGCUUUAUGUGCAUUUGGUUGGCUUAAAUGGCACCAUUAGAUACGCUUAUUACGAUGACUUUAAAAUUGCGAAUGAGAAAAAUGACUACGCUUUAAGUUUGGGCGAAUUCGAAGGAGAUAAUCUAGAUGCGCUGAGACUUCGUGAAAGCGUUCGAUUCUCCACUUUCGAUCGCGACAACGAUCUGGAUGCUGGCGAUUGUGCGUUCACAUUCGAGAGUGGCUGGUGGUACACACAUUGCUACAAUUGUAACUUAAAUGCGGUUUAUGGUCCGGAUCUUAUGUGGAGGAAAUCCUUUAUACUUAAAGAAGCCAAGAUGUUGAUACGCCCCUUGGCACCGUUGUAUAUCUGAACAAACUGCAUUGAAAAAGUUUUGUAACUUUUUAAAAUGUAUACAAAAUAAUAGUAAUAUGCAUUCAUGAUAUUUUAAUGCUAUUAUUAAACUGUGGCUAAUUUGUAUAAGCGAAUGUCAUUUUU
This is a messenger RNA of Drosophila sulfurigaster albostrigata, 2093 nucleotides long. RefSeq names its product angiopoietin-4-like. Lineage: Eukaryota; Metazoa; Arthropoda; Insecta; Diptera; Drosophilidae. The record is from RefSeq and is a predicted model, not a curated record. The transcript has 3 exons. Bases 25 to 1968 code for a protein of 647 amino acids.